UCCGAGAAGGUGCAACUGUCCCGGGCCCUCGGCGCCCGGGCGCUGGUGGAGCGGUCAGGCUGGCGGGGCAUCGGGCCGCGACGGCGGGUCAUGGCGGCGGGCGGCAGGCUGGAGGACGGUUCCUUGGAUAUUCUUCAAAGUAUGGAUGAUGACCCACUCCUGGAUACCCAGCCUCUCCCACACCACUCCUUACAUGCUUACUUUAGACCCAGAUUCCAUCCUCUUCCCACGGUCAUCAUAGCAAAUCUUCUGUUGCUUAUACAUGUUGUGUAUGUUAUUUUAGCAUUUUUAACAGGUGUGCUGUGUUUGUACCCUAAUCCAAAUGAAGACAAGUGCCCAGAAAAGUACACCAACCCACUGAAAGUUCAGACAGUCAUAAUCCUGGGAAAAGUUAUCCUGUGGAUUCUGCAUUUGCUUCUUGAACGAUACAUUCAGUAUCAGCACAGCAAAGUCAGAAGCCGCGGCUAUUCCAAAAUCUACCAGUCCACGAGACAUCUCAAAACCCUCGCCCUCAUGGUCCACUCUUCUGGCAACACAGUGCUCCUCCUCCUCCUCUGUGUCCAGCAUUCUUUCCCUGAGCCCAGUAAGCUGUACCUGGAGUUGAUUCUGGCCAUCCUGGCCUUGGAGCUGAUCUGCUCCCUGAGCUGUUUGCUGCUCUAUGCAGUGAGAAUUAGGAGAUUCAAUCGAGCCAAACCACAGCCUGAUGUACUUGAAGAAGAAAAAAUGUAUGCUCACCCCAGCAAUAUUGCCUCAGAGACUGGCUUCAGGACUAUGUCAAGCCUAGAAGAAAUUGUUGAAAAGCAAGGAGACAUAAUAGCAUAUCUGAAGCGACACAACGCCCUGUUGAGUAAGCGGUUGUUGGACCUGGCCUCUCAGCCAGCUAGGACAUGAUAGCUGGCCCUGACAGCUAUUGAGUCCACAGAACUCCCAACUGCCCAUCUGCCGGCUGCCACAGGAACCACAGCCUUGUUCACUGUAUGUGCUGGGAACCUGAGCACCUGGGUGACUAUAAAAGACUGGAAAACUUAAGAAGGUUCUAUACAGUUUGAAACAAUUUAAUUUCUUGACUUUUCUGGAAUCCAAGCUAUUGUUUAAGGACCCUGGAAUAUUUUGGCUCUUUGUUAAGCAAGUGUGAUGUGACAAUCUGCUGUAAACAGGGUUUUAAAACCAGUACAUUCUUGUCACAGUGAAACCACUAAGAGAAGGCAUUCUUUCUUGUGCUUGGUGUUUGCUUCAGAAGAGGCUCACAGGCAUUUUAUAUGGGUGUGGGCACACUGGAUGAGAGAAAAGGUCAAUUAAAAUUUGUUUUUUAUUUGCUUUCUUGUUUGUUUUCCAGGGCUGGGGAUCAACCCAGAUGUCUCACAUGUAAUAAGCCAACCUUGCCACUGAGUCAGCUUUUACAUGGAAUUUCCUAAACCAGUCAUGGUGACUCACACCUGUAAUCCCAGCACCUGAAAAGCUGAGGCAGGAGGAUCACCUUUAGCUUGAGGCCAGCCCAUUGCUCAGCCCAUAGAAUGAGACCUUGCUCCAAAACCACAAAAGUUUCCUCUUUAUGGAACCAGUCUCAUCAGGAUAUGUGCUCUGCUAGUUCUGCAGCCUGUUGUUGAGAAAUAAAUGCAAAGAAUUCUUGGGGGAAGAGGGGGCACGUGGUUAAGUGGCAACCCCUAUUACAUAGUGACCUUCCAUUGGCAAGUGUUGAGAUUUAGAAAUCUCACUUUCGCUUUAUCGCUGCCCUUCUUCAAGGAGUUGUCAUAUAUCUGUUAUACUUUGAGUUUAUGUUAGCUAAGCAUGGUGGCCCAUGACUGUCAUCCUAGUACUUGGGUGGCAGACACAUAAGUUCAGGACUAACCUGGUCCAAAUAAUGAGUCUCAGGUUAGCCAAAGCUACAAAGAGAUCCUGCCCCCCAAAAAAAAUCCCACAAAAAAUAAUAAUGUGUUUACAUAUAGGAAUAAGACCAUCUAUAGGUUACAAUUCAACCAAAUAGUGCUAGUAAGAUGGCUCACUGAUACGUAAGCCUGAUGACCUGAGGAGGAGAGAUUAACUCCUGAAAGUUGUCCUCUGGCCAUUAAAGUCUCAAAUGGCAUUCUUGUGUGUGCAUUGACACAUGUCACACACAUCACACAAAUACAUUUUUCCAGUGUCUAAGUAAGAAAAAGGUUCUUUUGGUCUUGUAGUUCAAAAUUGUGAUGGGAUUAAAAUGUCAGGUCAAUUUAUGUAUGGGUAUUAUUAAACAGACAAUUCUUGCAAUGAGAA
Molecule: messenger RNA, 2253 nt
Organism: Phodopus roborovskii (desert hamster)
Lineage: Eukaryota; Metazoa; Chordata; Mammalia; Rodentia; Cricetidae
Gene: Tmem192
Product: transmembrane protein 192
Exons: 6
Coding region: 91-891 (266 amino acids)
Cellular component (GO): late endosome; lysosomal membrane
Source: RefSeq, a predicted model, not a curated record